Belonocnema kinseyi is the source of this 2948-nucleotide messenger RNA. RefSeq names its product pyruvate dehydrogenase phosphatase regulatory subunit, mitochondrial. The record is from RefSeq and is a predicted model, not a curated record. The coding region runs from base 177 to 2861 and encodes 894 amino acids. Gene Ontology annotation, cellular component: cytoplasm; mitochondrion; mitochondrial matrix. The transcript has 16 exons. Gene Ontology annotation, molecular function: oxidoreductase activity; protein binding. NCBI's taxonomy places the organism in Eukaryota, Metazoa, Arthropoda, Insecta, Hymenoptera, Cynipidae.
AAAAACAUAACCUAUAAUACGUGUUGAUAUAUAUAACAAUUCCGCUUUUUAUUAUAUUACAGUGAAAUGAACUUUGUAACGGCACAUUCAACCCGCGAUGAAAAUAUAUGACGUUUUGACAACUUUUCCUAACCUAUAACUUAAAGUUUUCUUGUUUUUUAAGGAAAAUUCGAAAAAUGUGGCAAAGGGCAAGACUGGUGCUAACAGCUAAAAAAUUAAAAUCUCGGUGGAAAGAGGCGAGAAAUUUCGCAACGUCAAAAAAAAUGACCAAAGUAAAUAAUGUAGAAAAUGAGGAUCCUCCCAAAGAUUCUCAAGUAGUAAUUUGUGGAGGUGGGGUAAUGGGAGCCGCUGUAGCGUAUCAUUUGGCACUAAUGGGACUUGGAUCUCAAACUGUGAUAGUCGAGAGUAGUAGGCUGGGUGGAGGAACAACCUGGCACGCUUCCGGUUUGGUUGGUGCUUUUAAGCCAAGUUUAGCUCAAUCAAAAUUAGCACAAGAUAGUAUCGCUCUAUACAAGGAUCUCGAUAAGAAAGGACUUGCAACUGGUUGGAAACAAUGUGGAAGUCUUUCUUUAGCCCGCACGAGAGAUCGAAUGACCGUUUUCCGAAGAAUGAAAGCACAAUCAGUUUUAAGAGACAUUGAAUGCCAUUUAGUUUCUCCAGAAGAAGCAAAAAAAUUAUGUCCUCUUCUCCAAGUCGAUGACUUGUUCGGUGGUUUGUGGAUACCUCACGAUGGUGCUGCUGAUCCUUAUCAAAUUUGUUUAACGUUGACUGAAGAAGCCAAAAAGAAAGGAGUCAGAAUAUACGAGAACUGUAAAGUACAAAAGGUGUUCAACCUCAAUGGAAAAGUAAGAGGAGUGGAGACAAGUCGGGGCAAAAUUGAUUGCGAGCAUUUUAUAAAUUGCACCGGAUUUUGGGCUCGAUCCGUUGGGAAACUAAGUGAGCCUCCUCUUAAAGUCCCCCUGCAUCCAGUAGAACAUUACUAUCUCCAUACGAAACCAAUCAGUGGUUUGGAUCCGAUGACGCCUGUGGUUCGAGAUUUGGAUGGGUACAUCUACUUUCGAGAGCACAAAGGUCGAAUUUUAGCUGGUGGCUUUGAACCUAUUGCUAAACCGACUGUCGAAAUUGGAUUAAUUCAAGAUUCCGCAGAGGAAAGAUAUUUACCUGAAGACUGGGAUCACUUCCACGUUUUACUAGAGCAAAUGCUUCAUCGGAUUCCGAGUUUGGGAAACGCAGUUUUGGACAGAUUGUGCAAUGGACCAGAGGCAUUCUCACCGGAUUGCAAAUGGAUUGUCGGAGAAGCUCCUGAAAUACAAAAUUAUUACGUAGCAGCUGCAAUGAAAACGGUGGGAAUAUCAGCUGCGGGAGGCGUUGGAAGAGCGACUGCUGAAUUAAUUGUCAAUGGGGAAACGUCUCUAGACAUGUACGAGUUGGAUAUUUCUCGUUUCCUCGGAUUACAUAAUAAUCAAAAAUUCCUGCGUGAUAGAGUUAGAGAAGUUCCUGGAAUGCAUUAUGGAUUGCAGUAUCCUCAUCAUGAAUUCAAAACCGGAAGGAAUUUGAGAAUGUCUCCUAUUUAUCCGAAGCUUAAAGAAGCUGGUGCUGUUUUUGGUCAAGUGAUGGGAUACGAAAGACCCUCGUGGUUUGUAGAAGACCUCCAUGAUGAAAACGACGUGGAUCCACUCGACGGAACUCGGAGUUACAAAAUCGCUUAUACGGAUACAUUUGGAAAACCACCUUGGUUUGAAUGCGUUGCUCAUGAAUACGCAGCUUGUCGAGAAAAGAUUGGAUUAAGCGAUUAUUCUUCUUUUACGAAAAUCGAUUUAUGGUCGAAUGGUUUAGAAGUGGUGGAUUAUCUACAAUAUCUGUGCUCGAACGAUGUGGAUGUACCGAUCGGAAGUAUUAUUCACAGUGGUAUGCAGAAUAAUCGAGGUGGAUAUGAAAACGAUUGUAGUUUAGCUCGAAUUAAUGCAAAUCAUUACAUGAUGAUUGCCCCUACAAUUCAACAGACGCGAUGCAAAACUUGGCUCAAAAGACAUUUGCCUUCCGAUGGUUCCGUAUCUUUUUCUGAUGUUACUUCAGCAUAUACUGCAAUUUGUAUCAUUGGACCUUGCUCGAGAAGCGUAUUGUCUGAACUGACCGAUACAGACCUCAAUCCAAAAAACUUUCCCUUUUUCACGUACAAGGAAUUAGAUGUUGGUUUAGCCAAUGGAAUCCGAACGAUGAAUUUAACGCACACGGGAGAACUUGGAUACGUCCUUUACAUUCCUAAUGAGUUUGCCCUCCACGUUUACCAAAAACUAAUCGACCGUGGAGCAAAAUAUGGAAUAAAACACGCUGGCUAUUACGCAACAAGAGCUCUACGAGUCGAAAAAUUCUACGCCUUCUGGGGUCAGGAUCUCGACACUUUCACAACUCCUCUAGAAUGCGGAAGGGCCUGGAGAGUUAAAUUCGACAAAGACAUUGACUUCAUCGGAAGGGAGGCUCUUUUGAAACAAAGGGAUAGAGGCGUUAGGCGGAAGUAUGUUCAGCUUUUAUUUACCGAUCACGAUCUUGAAAUCGAUCCUUGGGCUUGGGGUGGUGAACCCAUUUACAGAAAUGGAAAACUUUGUGGAAUGACCACAACCACCGCUUAUGGAUUCACCUUCAAAAACCAGAUAUGUCUCGGAUUCGUUCAAAAUAUUAAUUCGAAAGGACAAGAGGAAGAAGUAACGAACGAAUACAUUAUCUCGGGGGAUUACGAAGUGGACGUCGCAGGAAUCAGAUUCCAUGCAAAAUGUCAUCUUCACAGUCCAAAUUUGCCAACCAAGUUCCCUGAUAAAGAACGCGAUUCUUAUCACGCAACUCGCGAUCAGCAAGCUGUGUAAAUUUUAACCUUCUAUUAUUCUCAAUGUGCUAUUUAUUACACUAAUCAUUAAUUAAUCUGAUGUACACAGAAAAAUUGUAAUUAUUUA